Messenger RNA from Triplophysa dalaica, 1455 nucleotides. RefSeq names its product RAD51 paralog D (gene rad51d). Lineage: Eukaryota; Metazoa; Chordata; Actinopteri; Cypriniformes; Nemacheilidae. The record is from RefSeq and is a predicted model, not a curated record. The transcript is spliced from 10 exons. Gene Ontology annotation, cellular component: replication fork; Rad51B-Rad51C-Rad51D-XRCC2 complex; centrosome. Gene Ontology annotation, molecular function: single-stranded DNA binding; ATP-dependent DNA damage sensor activity; four-way junction DNA binding. The coding region runs from base 184 to 1176 and encodes 330 amino acids. Gene Ontology annotation, biological process: telomere maintenance; double-strand break repair via homologous recombination; reciprocal meiotic recombination.
UGCUUGUUGAACGUGUGGCGGGAGGCAAGCGCAGUAACAAGUUUUCGUCAUGUUACAUGUUUAAAUCUAUAAAAAGCGGGCUUUUACACAUUUGGAAGAAAUUUAAGUGCUUUGUUAUUAUACAUAUAAUUAGUAACAUUCAGAUUAUGAAGGUUGUGUUAUCCAAUUCAGGGCUAGGGAGUCAUGGUGGCGUUGAGAGAAGGUAUCUGCCCUGGAUUAACUGAGGAUUUCAUCAGCGCUUUACAUUCAGAGGACAUCAGAACAGUUGAAGACUUUGUGUCAUGCAACCCCGAGGAACUUGCUCAAAAGUGUUCACUGUCCUACAAGGCUCUGGUAGCUGUUCGGCGUGUACUCCUAGCUCAGUACACUGCUUUCCCCGUCUCUGGAGCUGAUCUUUAUCAAGAGCUGUUGAGCUCCACAGCAAUUCUGUCCACAGGCAGUCCCAGUUUGGAUAAGCUUUUAGACUCUGGGCUGUACACAGGGGAAAUAACAGAGCUAACGGGAUGUCCAGGCAGUGGAAAAACACAGGUGUGUUUCAGUUUUGCAGUUAAUAUAUCGCACCAGCUCAAGCAGAGUGUUUUUUACAUCGACACGAAGGGCGGUAUGUGUGUGAACCGGCUGCUUCAGAUGCUGCAAACCAGGACUUCUAAUGUUGAGGAACAGAUGGAGGCUCUUCAAAAAAUCAAGGUCUUCAGAGCAUUCGAUGUCUUCUCCUUGCUUGCAUGUCUUCAACAUCUACGAUUUAAUGGCCUUCAACAGGCGUCCGUUGGAGGUGGUUCAGUCAAAGCUGUGAUCGUGGAUUCAGUCUCUGCUGUGCUCUCAUCCAUGCUUGGAGGAAAACAGAAUGAAGGUAUGUCCCUGCUGAUGCAAGUUGCUGGAGAGUUGAAGAUGAUUGCAAAAGACUUCAACAUUGCUGUACUGGUGACAAAUCACGUGACCCAGGAUGGAAACGGUUGUUUGAAAGCUGGACUCGGACUGUCGUGGAGCCACGUACCUCGCACACGUAUACUCCUGCAGAGAGUGGAAAAUCCAGGCGUUUCAUCAUCUAGUUUACGAACCGCAACACUGACCAAAUCAUCAAGACAGCCUUGUCAUCUAGUAGAAGAUUUUGAUCUUUGCAACUGGUCUGAUGAGAGGAACUCUGUAUCAGGAAAGCGGAAACUAGAAAACAGUUAACCACGACAGCAUUUCAUUUGCAUAAGAAAUGACUACACUUUGUUCUAAGAGAAAAUACUAAUAGUUGAUUUCGGAAAGACUAUACAAGAUAAAUAUUUGUUAUUGUUAAUGUAUAUUUCAAAGUUAAGCUGUGUGUUAGUUUGUUUUGCUACAUCAAAAUGUUUCAGUUUUUUAACAAACAAGGUUGUUUGUCUUUGAAUUAACAAACUGAUUCUUCUGUAUUACGUCUUUAAUUGUCAAAAAAAUUCUCAUUAAAAUGACACAGUGUUGGCACCUUGA